AUGGCGUCCAAGGACAAGACGAUUUCCUUCGAAGACUACCAGGGUUGCCUCACAGCCUAUUUCGAAUGGGCCGAGAGCUACGAUUCCAAGGACUGGGAGCGCCUGCGCAAGAUUGUGGCCCCGACCGUCCGCAUUGACUACCGCUCGUUCCUGAACAAACUGUGGCCCGCCAUGCCGGCCGACGACUACAUCGCCAUGGUGUCGGACCCCAAGGUGCUGGGCGACCCGCGCCUGAUGACGCAGCACUUCUGCGGCGCCUCCAAGUGGGAGAAGGUGUCGGACGACGAGAUCAUCGGCUACCACCAGCUGCGCGUGCCGCACCAGAAAUACACCGACGAGACCCGUUCCAAGGUUUUGGUCAAGGGCCACGCCCACUCCUCCAACACCCACUGGUACAAGAAGAUCGACGGCGUUUGGAAGUUUGCCGGCCUCAACCCCGAUAUCCGUUGGGGCGAGUACGACUUUGACAAGGUCUUUGCCGACGGCCGCGAGGAGCUCGGCGACAAGGAGAAGGCAGAAGAGGCCGACAAGGUCGCCAAGGAGGCCCAAGGCAUUCCGGCCGAGUAG
This is a messenger RNA of Capronia epimyces CBS 606.96, 567 nucleotides long. Its product is annotated as scytalone dehydratase. Gene Ontology annotation, molecular function: scytalone dehydratase activity. The record is from RefSeq and is a predicted model, not a curated record. The transcript is spliced from 3 exons. Bases 1 to 567 code for a protein of 188 amino acids. NCBI's taxonomy places the organism in Eukaryota, Fungi, Ascomycota, Eurotiomycetes, Chaetothyriales, Herpotrichiellaceae. Gene Ontology annotation, biological process: melanin metabolic process.